AUGUUGAGGAAAGACCCAAGGUUGCAGAUCAUUGGACAAAGGCUCAAGAGUUAUAGUGGUUCGUCGUCAUCGGCUUCAGUUAAUCUUCACGCAGCAACAGCAUUUGAACGUUUAUCUGAGUCUGUCAGUAGCAAAACUCACACUCUAAGUAGUGAUUCACCUGUUCUUCCAGUUUCUGCUGAGAUGGCCAAGUUGCUCCCUCAUCGUAAAGAGAGUGCGAAAGGGUCUGAUUUAAUGUUGGAGGCAGUUCUUGAAGCUGAAGUAGCACACAAAGCUAAACACUUUUUUGCGCAAGCCGAAAAGGAAACUCCAGCUUUAAAAGGUGAACCGAAAUCUCUUCAAACCAAAGAACUUAAGCCGCUCACGUUUUUAAACUCAAAUUACAUGCUCUCAUAA
Eruca vesicaria subsp. sativa (arugula) is the source of this 396-nucleotide messenger RNA. Lineage: Eukaryota; Viridiplantae; Streptophyta; Magnoliopsida; Brassicales; Brassicaceae. The record is from the annotation of a GenBank genome assembly.